CCACGAUCUACGAUUCUCCCUCAAGCACGCGGCGGCGCAGCCCGAGGCAUUCAGAAGCGAGCGCAUCUCGUCAUCUCAUCUGCUAGCGCCCUAACAAGGUACCACCACUCCUCUCUCUGUCUCUCUCUCUCUCUCUCUUGGGCCCGCAUCUUCCACCACACGCACGUCGGCCCCCAUGCGGCUCCCGUCGUUGGCCAGCGGCUUGCCUGCGCCUCGCAGCCUAGAGACGGCUCUCUGGCGCGCUCCGCGCUUGCAGGUGCUACAGCGCCAGAGUCAGCAGCAGCAGCGCAUCCGGCUGUUGAGCAAGCAAGCCUCGCCGGCACAGGAGACCGAGGCCGUGGCGAAACUGCUGCGCCUGGCCGCCCACGUGCGGCAGACACAUCCGCUCGCCGCACGCAUCCAGCCACGACUGCCUACGAGAUUGCUAAGCAGACCAUGGCUCGAAGAAGCUCAAGCCCGAGCGGCGGCGGGCGGCGGCGAGCGGCCUCACAAAGUGGCGCCGCUCAGCCCCGAGCUCGAGGCUCAACUUCUCAAGGUAUUGCUUUUUCUUUUUUCCCUCUCUCCUGCGUGCCUCUCUCUUGCCUCUCUGACUCUGACUCCCCCUUUGCUCGCGCGCGCGCGCGGCAAGCCAAAACGCAUGCAUGAUUCGUACGUCGAGCUUUCGCUUCCCUUUCGCAGCCAGCCCGACAUUCUCGAGCGCUACAUCGCCACCAGCGGCGGCAUUCGCCUCGGCAAGCUCUUUGAGGAUCUCGACUCGCUGGCGGGCGAUGCGGCCUACACGCAUGUGCUUGGCGGCAGACCGAGCGCCGCGCAACAGAACAACACUCCCAUCUUCAUC
Molecule: messenger RNA, 838 nt
Organism: Tilletiopsis washingtonensis
Lineage: Eukaryota; Fungi; Basidiomycota; Exobasidiomycetes; Entylomatales
Exons: 2
Biological process (GO): acyl-CoA metabolic process
Cellular component (GO): mitochondrion
Molecular function (GO): fatty acyl-CoA hydrolase activity
Source: RefSeq, a predicted model, not a curated record